Messenger RNA from Nomia melanderi (Alkali bee), 7586 nucleotides. RefSeq lists its product as uncharacterized. The record is from RefSeq and is a predicted model, not a curated record. Lineage: Eukaryota; Metazoa; Arthropoda; Insecta; Hymenoptera; Halictidae.
CAACAGCCUCGGCAGGGUGGCCACCCUGCGGACGAGCGUCAGAGUCGCGCUUACCUUCGCGAGCGAUUCUCCGCUUCGUCGCGUCGAAAUGUGGCCGAGAAGUACUAUGACUGUCUGCAAUGUGCAGAACAGUGUUGUCACGUGACCAGUGUAGUCACAGGUAACAACAACAACAACGCAAACAGCACGAACAACAACGUGAAGCUUGCCCAGAAGAUCGCGAAGACCAAUCACGUAGCCCAGAAGAGUGGGACGAACAACUAUCGAGUGACCAAUCACAUUAGUCCCUCGACGAUCAAGGACAAUACCAAGAUCCUACAGAAAAACCCAAAGAACUCUAAUCUGUCUAAGUCCCUGAAGAAUCAGCCUCUGCUUUUGUCCCCGGCCAAAAAGAGUUCCUCCUUAGCUCGUCCAGUUCGCGUUUACGAUUCCUUCUCCCAGCCCAAAGAACUGUUGCCCAUGAACUACGCGUUCCAGACCUACGAAGACGAUGAACAAGAGGAGACUAGCUGGCCUAUUAGGCUGAGACUCGAGCAAAUGUUCGAGCUAAGUCUGCCGCAGACCAAAAAGAAGAAGAAGAAGAAGUCGAUAAGGCUAAUGAAACAGCAACAGCAGAACAGACAUGUCUGUAAGGACACAGAAAGGCUGCUACGUGUAUUCAGCGUUAACAAUGUGGACCAAAAUAAUAGAUACAAUGUUUCACGGUGUAUCGUCAUGUAAGGACUAUGUAGAUGGUUGUUGGGCCGAAUCCCGGUGAUGCUCCGUUAGGACAGGGCUGAGAAUUGAAGCUGACUAUGAGGAUACUGAUCACUUUGAAUGCUAUUAGAGAUUAGUCUUCAAACGGACAGACCUGUUUCCUAAUUCACGGAAAUAUACACGCUAUCGUCAAGACUGUCUUGGAUUAGUCCUCGUGAUAGCUUUAGAACGUCAUCAACUUAACGAACAAUUGUGUCUUUCGAGUGCACGUUGCUCGGUCUGAAUUAUCCUGACUAAACUUUCUGUGCUCGUACUAACAGCUCCGAUUUGAGUGCGAUGAAGGAGAAUCUGUGAAAACCAAAUUGUAUUCAAUGUCCUUCCAAGAUCUCUAAAUGACAUUUGAAGUGAUUCGUAAUGGCCAGUGAUGUUUUAUGACUACGUCAGUUGAAUCCGAUUGUUUAAAGCUGCACUCGAACUAGGCAGACGUGCAGAGAGACGGAUUAGCAGCCAGUUGAUUCUUUCGAUAGGGGACUACAAGCCAAGCCAGUGUUCUUUUUUUAUACGUAGGAACAUUCGUCAAUAGAAAAUCCAAAGAACAUAAGCACAUAGGUUGACAUAUCAGUUAAUACGUAUCAACAUUACUUUCUACUUUCUGUUCUACAAAGUACUUUCUUCGAAGUAUUACACUGAGCAUCCUUCAGAUUUAUUUGAGGUAAAUACAUAUGAGUUAUUACCUUUGAUACUACAGUAAUGUUCGCUCAAAUCCCACAAUUUCGGGUCCAAGCAUUGAAAUUUAACCGAGCAGAAAAAUCAGGUGGAAGCUAUGUGCUUCCAGGAAUUGACUCGAGCACAGCCUGAGAAAGACAAGCAAUCGAUAUAGUGAACGGAAGCGGGAUAGACACAGUCCACGGAAAAUCGAGGGUCAAGGCACGGAUUUCAAAGUGAUGCCGCACGCGUCAAAUAUAAACAUGCAGUGAAGAAAAUUCCAAUUGUACUAAUUUCAACCUUACCUUCUCAAAUCUAGUGUGAAUUAAUUUCUGAGAUUCUUGUGAUUAAAAUGAGCCCAAACACGGUGGAAAUCGGACUAGUUUUACCAAAUUAAUGUAGUUAACGAAAUUAAAGGUUCGUUUCCAUGAAAUCGAUAAAUUAGGCCGAUCUAUGUCGUGUUUGGACUCAUUUUAAUGAGAAGAAUCUCAACAUUUCAUCUGUACUGCGAUUGACAAGGUAAAGUUAAAAUUAUUCCAAUUGAAAUUUUCUUUAUUACAUGUUUAUAUUUGUCGUGUGCGGCGUCGCUUUGAAGUUCCUUGCCUUGACCCUCGAUGCUCGGAGUACUGCGUCUAUCCUGUUUCUGCUCAGUGUAUUUAUUUUCUGUCUACCGGGAUCACGUUACACCGAACUCGAGACAGUGAAUAGUGAGAGAAGAGAAGGGAUGGUGCAGUGAAAUUUAGCCGAGCAUAUUUUGUGGAAUUUAAGCGAGCAUCACUGUAAACUAUUACAACACUUUGUAGAGCAGUAAAUACAAAAAGAAAUCUACAUCAGCGUCUUCUACAGCAUGAAUUCAAAGCCCUUCCUAGAGCAUCCGUUUAAAAUUGAGUUCAACAAACUCGAAAUGCAGUUUCUCAGUUGAAAGAAGCUACAAAAAAACGCGUGUCCCAUUUUGUGGGGCACGUGUUGUACUAGUCAUAAGGAAGUUCUUUGUUCAAUGUGACUCGAGUCUUAGUGCUAUCGCUUGUUGAGUUUGAAUAAUUCACCUCUGGGAACAGAGAAAUCGAUAUUUGUAUCGUUUUUAAGAUAGAAAGUUAACGAUCGGAUCUGGAAAUCAAGGGGAGAAGAAAUAAUAUACAAUUCGCAGUAACCAUUGAGUUGCAAGAUGUUGUUAAACUGACUCGUGGAUUAUCGGAGUAUUUAUCUCGAUGUAAGGAAGAAUGAAUAUUGAUGUUUAAAUCCUGCAGAGAAGGAUUUGCUCGAUGGUUAUUUAUUUCUUCGCUUGUUUGCGCAAACACACAGCUAUUUGUGUACGUGUGCGUGUGAGUGUGUUUUAACUGUUGAGUUGGCGACACUGUUUGGGAAAAUUUCUCGUUGUUGUCCACUUUGUUAACAAUGAAGGACUCUUUCGUGAAACACCCGAAGGAAGAUCAUUUCGGUUUGUCUUUUACAAUUUCGUUGUACAGUUGGUAAGAGGUUAAUGAUCGUUACUAGUAAUUAAGAAAACUUAAGGAUCAAAUAAGAAAUUGAAACAUAACAAUUUGAUACGAAGAUUUCGGAUAUCAUUCGCGAUCAGUGAAAAAAAUCUAACGUCUCGUGCGAGGCACGGGACACUUAGAACCGAUAGAGGUCCUAUUUCAUUCGUCGAUUCCACAGAAUCUUCCAAAUUUCAUCCAACCGAAUGAAAGGGAUUUCCCGCUGAACAUUUCUCAUGAUUCUUCAAUAAUUCGUUUCCGUUCACAUGGAAUAUUUUCAUUAAUGGAUUUAAAGUAUCAAAUACAUCUGAAACAGUACUCUUGAUUAACAACUAUUUGGAAAGAUGUUUAUAAUAAUUUUUGUUGGAAUGUUAACUGUUGUCAAUGCGUUUCUCUUCGAUAGACGAAAACCUAUUAUAUUAACGAACCGAAUUAAAAAGAAAAAUGCAACCAAGGAUUCUAACGUUUACACGCUUGCAUUUUACAACUAAUUCCGUCCCCGAAGGGUGAACUUUCAACUAUCGAGACCCGUGUGUAAUUCGCGUUUAAGUUCUGAUCAGAUACCAUUCGGAAACACGUUCGUCUGCGUUGCCUGUUCGCGGAGACCGAAAGGAGUUUAUAUCUGAGAUCGUUCCGUUGUACGAAAUUAAACGAAGUUGCGAAGUAACUAUAUUUAUAAAGAAAAACGUUUCAGAGGAAAAUUAUUAUACUGAGAAAAAUGUUAUCGGCGGUCGACGAUCGAAUUGCUCGAAACGUUAACGUGCACCAACGAUUUCAUCAUUGUUCUCAAUGUUUCAGUGAAACAUCGCGGCGAUUUCAAAUGAUUUCUAACGUCUUGUCAUUCCGCAGCAAUUCGACUGUCAACCGUCAUUGUAUUUACAGUAACGCUCGCUUAAAUUCCACAAUUUCGGGCCCAUCAGUGGAAUUUGAUCGAACAGACAAAAAGGAGGAAGCUAUUUGCAUCCAGGAAUUGAAUCGAGUACAACCUGACAAAGGCAGAUAAUCUAUAUAGUGAGCAAAAGCGAGAUAGACGGUCCACCUAAAACCGAGUCAAAUUUAAACAUGCAGUAAAGAAAAUUUUAAUUGCAGUCAUUUCGACCUUACCUUCUUAAAUGUAAUGCUAGUGAAUUUCUGAGAUUCUUGUGAUUAAAAUGAGCCCAAACACGGUGGAAAUCGAACUACUUUUACCAAAUUAAUGUAAUUAACGAAAUUAAAGGUUCGUUUCCGUCAAAUCGAUAAACUAGGCCGAUCUACGUCGUGUUUGGACUCAUUUUAAUGAGAAGAAUCUCAACAUCCCAUCCGUAUUACGAUUGACAAGUUAAGAUUAAAAUUAUUGCAAUUGAAAUUUUCUUCAUCAUGUUCAUACUUGACGCGUACAGCUCUCUCUUCCCCUCAUUGUAUUCAUUUUCUGUCCCUGUCCACUGUGACCAGUAGAAGAAUAAGGAUGGUGUAAUGAAAUUUAACCGAGCAGAUAUCGUGGAAUUUAAGCGAGUAUCACUGUAAUGACUCCAUAUUUUAUCUCAAAGUUGACCAAUCGCGCGAUUUGCAUUUACUUGAUGUGCAUUUACGAGCGCAGAGCGUUCUCGAGGGCAUGUUCUCGAUGUCGAAUCGUGAAGCAUACAAAAUGGGAAACCAGAGGAAUAAGAAAAUAGAAAAAUCUCUACAAAAUAGCGAGCCUCCUAGCAUCAGUUGGUCACGUGUCCUCAAGAGCCCUGCAGACCUGCGUCGUUGAACCUCAGAAGUAUAUAGACGUUGAAGGUUUUCAUUCCAGUGCCCCCCUGCCUCCCAAAUGAGAAAAUAAACGAACGGAUGUCUAACAAUCAGGUAAUUUAGGGAUUAGACGUAUUUUCUAGCGUAUAGGAACCCUUUCGUCGAUUCAUUGUGGAUCAGUCGAUAAAACAGCGACCGGACGUUACUUCCUAAAGGGCCCACAUUAAACAAAAGAGUAUAGGUUUCGAGGGAGCGUCCACCACCCCCCUCACACACACACACACAGUAUUCACUCAUAGAAUGAAAGUCACAGCAGAGAUCUCCGUACUUAUUUUUUCACUGUCCGGCACCAGGUUGCUCAUGAACGUUGAGCAACAGUCGUCGCGCCUGAUCGUAUGCUUUCAGCAAACAUAAUCUCGUCGAGUGUGUCGUGUUCCUGUUUAGAAUCCUUCGAUUGUCCUCGAUACUUCUAGCCGAACUCGUUCGCGAAACUCAGGACACGCCAGCAAUGAACGAGUGAUGCCUACAUUUUAUUUGAAAGUUCUACUUCCACUCAGUGAACCAAUACAACCGUGGCAAAUGGAGGUAUUCUACUUAACAAUAUUGUAACCCCUCAUCGUUGACCCUUUCUCAUUUUCUUUGCCAUCGUACUGCUUCAGUUUUGCCCGUGGUACUUGUACAUACCGUACGUUGCAGCGAACCUGGCACUCGUGGCGUCAUAGGGGCGGAGACAGUCGCUCGGUAGGCCCGCCUAUUCCCCUUCUACGGCUCCGGGACAUCCAAUUGCGAGUCCGGAAACGACUCUCCGCCUCUCUGAAGCGCGACGCGACUAAUGUGCGUGAGUACCUCAGCGAAUCGUACACCAGAACCGAAAAUUCGUGUCGACAAGGCGUGCGCCUUUGAAUCUGACCAAUCAGAUCAAAGUGCCAGAUUCCCUGCAACGGACGGUAUGUAUAUUUUUCUUCUUGGCGUAUGGAUAUCAUGGAGUUUAGAUGAUGCGAAGAACUUUUUACUGGUUUACUUUUUUUUGGUAUGGUACCAAUGUUUCCUUCCCAGUCGAUCCAGGUUCCUUUGUUGAUGCUUGAAUACCAUAGAAUUCAGGAAAUGUGAGAAGUUACUUCUCGCUAACUUUUCUUUCCUUUAUCAUGGUACCAAUCUUUUUUGUAUCUGUACUGCAUUCUCUUUAUUUGUGGAAGAGAGUGGUAUUUGUUGAGGCGUUGAGGUGCUGAUACUUUGUUAACUUUUUAUAGUAUGUAUCACUCCCUUUCGUUGCUUUUAAUUGUUGCAAGAAGGAACUGAACGUUAUAGGAGGGAGAGAACAUGAUUUGUUUGUCUAUGUUAACGACGGGGAUACUUGUGUCAUCUGUUUGUAAGAUAUUGUACGAAAAGUUUAAUUUUAUUGUUGAUAUUUUCUAUCUUUGGGAAUAGUUCCACAGACUUGUGAACGAGUUUGCAUUAACAAUUGCCGAGGACCGAGAUCAGAGUAGCUUAGGAUUAAGUAUCAGGGAUAACAAUUGUGUUAUUGUACGUUGUAAUGCUACAUAUAUUAUAUUUCAUUAUAUUAAAUACUGUAAUGUAAUGAGUGCCCUACCCCUGUUCAAGUGUAUAUCGAAUUAUUAACUGUACUAUAGUGUGUAAGCUAUUCCAACUACCAUGCCCAGUAUUUUCUAAGUAUUAUGAUUAUGCAGCAGGAUGUGUUCGUGUUAUUGUAACUCUUUCUAGUCUGCUGUUUUGCUGAUAUAGUUACACACUGACACGAAUUUUUUACUCUCUGUUUAUGAAAGCAUAAGCAAAAUUUAGUUGUGUAAGAAACGUGUGGAAGUAUUAGAAUAUAGUUAUUUUUUUAUAAUAAUAGUAUUUUCUUCACGUUGUAAUGCAAAAUUAUUUUUUCUUUACCAGUAUAUGUACAUAACUGUAUUUUAGAAUAUAUAACUAGAAGUAUAGUUCUGUUAAAAUAUUUAAUAAUUUUCAGUUGAUAACUGGUAACAUAUGUAGUAAUGCUCGCUUAAAUUCCACAAUUUCGGGUCCUAGCAGUGAAAUUUGACCGAGCAGAAAAAACAGGAAGAAGCUAUGUGCUUCCAGGAAUUGCAGUGAAGAAAAUUCCAAUUGUACUAAUUUCAACCUUACCUUCUCAAAUGUAGUGUCAGUGAAUUUCUGAGAUUCUUGUGAUUAAAAUGAGUCCAAACACGGUGGAAAUUGGACUAGUUUUACCGGCUUAAUGUAAUUAACGAAAUUAAAGGUUCGUUUCCACCAAAUGGAUAAAACUAGACCGAUUUACGUCGUGUUUGGACUCAUUUUAAUGAGAAGAAUCUCAACAUCACAUCUGUACUACGAUUGAGAAGGUAAGGUUAAAAUUAUUGCAAUCGGAAUUUUCCUCGUUGUAUGUUUAUAUUUGACGCGUGCGGCAUCGCUGUCUUUCUUCCCCUCAUUAUAUUCAUUUUCUGUUCCUGUCUACUGGGAUCACGUUACACUGAGCUUGGGACAGUGAAUAGUGGGGGAAGAGUAAGGAUGGCGCAGUAAAAUUUAAGCGAGCAUCACUGUUAAUAAUGCUGUGUCAACAGCUAUUUUCAUUCUUUAAUUAUUUAUAUAUUUAUUUAAUGUUGCUUCCGUGCUACUUAGUGAACAUGUGUAAAGCAGCAGCCUUGAAAGAAGUAACACAGAAGAUUAAAGUUAAUGGAUGCUAUGUUCACUGAACCAAUAUGCACGAAUGUUUGGUGAGUUGUUAAAAACAUUGUGAGUUCGAUUGAUGCACGAAAAUGACUCUCUUCAAUGAGAUACUUUUGAGGAGCGAAAUUGGGAGACAGAAACGUUUCAUUUCUAAGUAUAAGAGUGGCUGCGGAUUAGCUAUGUCUCGUGUGCCAUAACUCCUAACGUUUGAUAUAUUUACCAAGUUUAGUCCAUUUACAAAGAAACCUUUCAUACACACCCGAGCAAAUGUGUUUAACCAAAUUCAUAGACUGCACGAAAUAUAUAUUAUCUAUACAUACAACGAAGUUCCAG